Messenger RNA from Phytomonas sp. EM1, 1045 nucleotides. The record is from the annotation of a GenBank genome assembly. Lineage: Eukaryota; Euglenozoa; Kinetoplastea; Trypanosomatida; Trypanosomatidae.
AUCUUAUUCCACUUUUAUAUAUUAUACAUAUGCGCUAAAGGGAAGAGAAGGAAGCAAAAAGGAAUACUCAAUUUGUGCAGUCAUUUCCCGUGUGCGUUAAGGUGUUGUUAAUAGAUCGAUAUUGUACGAUUAGUUUCAUCGUAUACGCAACCUUAACAACAAUGAUGGUAAAUGCCGAGAGAGUAGCACAGCGUAUUGAUCUUGUUGGUAGUUCCUCUGGUUCCAUUGUUAGUGUAGCCACGUGGUGCGCCUUACACGCCCAUGACUUUGACACCAUUAUGGGUUGUAUUGGAGAUAAAUUAAAGGCUGAUUCUACAGCCGAUACUACGCGUGCCUCCCUUCUCUAUGUAUUGCACGAAGUUCUCCUCACGUGUGCGGCCCGCGGUGUCUCGCAAGGGGCGCAGCGCACCAUAUUGACUGCUAUUAGUAGAACGCUUCCGAAUUAUGUUGAUUCAGUCCUCCAGAAGUCGCAGGUGGAAGCCCAUGCAUCUUUUAUUGCAGCACUAGGAAAAGUUCUGGUGUGGUGGGACUCUUUGAAUAUGUUUCCACGUGCAUGGAUCCAUAACCUCCGUAAGAAGCAGCAACAAGCAGAGGCUCAGGUCCAGGCAUCCAGUGGCGUCAGUCUUGGUUCUGCCUCAAUGCUAGCUUCGCUGCAACGUGUGUUUCAUCUUAUGAGUCGCUAUGAGGAUGCUAAGCAGCAGUGGAAGAUGAGCCGACUUGUGACGAAGGAUACGGAUGAGGAUGGUUCCAGAGGUGUUGCCACGACUGGAGGUCAUGCGCGGCGGGCUCUCAUUGCUCUGCGCGAGGCGGUUGGAAACUACUCAGUGGAUGGGACUGCACUUUCGCAGUGGUGCGACCAACAAUGGCGGGAGUUGGAGGGUCAGGACACAGGGGACGCGAAGGCGGAAGACGCUAAUAGUCGAGUAAUGAAGACUGAAGUAAAGCCAGAGUCGAAUUUGAUGCACGAGGAAGACGUACUAGGCUCGUUUUACUAAAAAUCGGGUAUGACAGGAAAACAAACUGAAGACUAUUAAGUGGUGCAAAA